Messenger RNA from Armigeres subalbatus, 2574 nucleotides. RefSeq lists its product as uncharacterized. The transcript has a single exon. The coding region runs from base 1 to 2574 and encodes 857 amino acids. NCBI's taxonomy places the organism in Eukaryota, Metazoa, Arthropoda, Insecta, Diptera, Culicidae. The record is from RefSeq and is a predicted model, not a curated record. Gene Ontology annotation, molecular function: nucleic acid binding.
AUGAUAGCACAGUACGAAGACAAGAAAUACGCACAUCGUAUCACUCCCGAAGAACUUCAAACAACAGACCCGAGCAGAGUAUGGUAUUUGCCGCUGGGUGUGGUGCAAAAUCCGAAAAAACCUGACAAAAUUCGGCUCAUAUGGGAUGCCAAAGCACAAGCAGGAGGAUUGUCAUUCAACGAUAUGUUGAUCAAAGGUCCGGAUCUCCUGGUUGCGCUACUCUCCGUUUUACUCCGUUUUCGGCAAAAGAACAUCGCGGUGGUCGGCGACAUAAGGGAAAUGUUCCAUCAAAUCUCUAUACGAUAUUUGGACAAACAAUCGCAAAGGUUUCUGUAUCGUUCGAACCCGGAAACACCUCCUCAAAUCUAUGUGAUGGACGUAGCAACAUUUGGCGCAAGCUGCUCUCCUAGUCUAGCGCAGUUUGUAAAAAACAAAAAUGCUGCGGAGUUUACCGAUAAAUUUCCUAGGGCAGUGAAGGCGAUUGUGGAAAACCACUACGUGGACGAUCUCUUAGAUAGCGUGGACACGGUGUCAGAAGCGGUGCAGCUGAUCAACGAAGUGAAGUACGUACACUCACAGGCGGGGUUCGAGAUCCGGAACUUCUGUUCAAACUCCACGGAAGUUCUUGCUAGGAUAGGAGAACGACAAGUCCCCCAAAAGGUGUCAAUGAACCUGGAGAAGUCCUCGGAUACGGAACGUGUAUUGGGGAUGGUGUGGAGGCCGACAGAAGAUGUCUUCACAUUUGACCUGAGCAUAAUGAAAGAUGAGAUUAAAGCGCUAAUUCAGAGUUCUGUUACUCCAACUAAACGACAAGUCUUGAAAGCAGUGAUGUCGGUGUAUGACCCGCUGGGGCUUGUUUCUCACUUUGUCGUGCACGGAAAAAUUCUCAUGCAGCUAAUAUGGAGAUCAGGAACGGAUUGGGAUGAACUAAUAGCUGCUGAACUCCAAGAAAAGUGGGAAUAUUGGUGUCAAUACAUGCAGCGCUUGGACGAGGUGAUAGUGCCACGGUGUUUCUUUCCAAACGUGGCAAGCAUCGCUAUGGAUAACUUAGAGGCUCAUCUCUUCGUCGAUGCUAGCGAAUCGGCCUACGCAGCAGUACUUUACUUCCGGUUCGAAGACAACAGUCAGCCAAGAUGCGCACUAGUAGCCGCAAAAACAAAAGUCGCACCAUUAAAGCCUUUAUCGAUACCUCGACUUGAGCUACAGGCGGCAAUGAUUGGAGCGAGGUUGCUGGACAACGUCUUAUCCUCCUUGGAUCUUACUAUAACGAAGAGAUAUCUUUGGUCUGAUUCUACAACCGUACUCUCUUGGUUGAGAUCAGAUAGUCGUAGAUACCACCAGUUUGUUGCGUUUAGAGUUGGGGAGAUCCUUAUGACGACUAGCGUGGAUGAGUGGAACUACAUCCCAUCUAAAUUGAACGUAGCAGAUGCUGCCACUAAAUGGAAGGAUGGACCUAGUUUUGACAAUAAAAGCCCUUGGUACAACGCCCCAGAUUUCCUCUACAAGUCGCGGGAAUACUGGCCUAAAACAUCUGCAGUAGAUAAGGUAGAUACAGAUAUUGAGCUUCGUUCCGCUUUCUUGUUCCAUGGUACAGUGCAACAACCACUGAUAGAUUCAGCAAGAUUUUCUAACUGGAACCGCUUGUUGAGAGCAGCUGCCUUUGUUCUACGGAGUAUUCGUCGUUUCAAAGGAGAAAAGUUAACAAACCCAUGUCUGUUGACACAGGAUGAACUUCAGAAAGCUGAACAUCUACUUUGGCGACAAAUACAAGCUGAGGUUUAUCCCGACGAGGUAGCAAUCAUGAAACGGAACUUCUUGCGUCCCGAAGAUGCUGUGUCAAUCUCAAAGUCCAGUCCGCUAUAUCGUCUAUCGCCUUUCAUGGAUGAGUACGGAAUCAUCCGAAUGAACAGUAGGAUUACAGCGGCUCCGACGCUUCCAAUGGAUGCGAAACGCCCCAUUAUUUUGCCCAAGAAGCAUAUGGUAACUAUUCUAAUCGUGGAGCAUUAUCACCGACGAUACCUUCAUGGAAACAGAGAGACAGUGUGUAACGAAAUGCGCCAACAUUUCUACAUAACAGGUUUACGAGGAGUAAUCCGUCAAGUGUCCAGUAAGUGCCUUUUUUGCCGCAUUAGGAAAGCUGUUCCUAAACCGCCCAUGAUGGCACCCUUGCCAGAAGCCAGAGUAACUGGAUUUGUAAGACCAUUCACCCACACUGGGGUGGAUUAUUUUGGGCCAUUAAUGGUGAAACAAGCUCGUAGCCUGGUAAAGCGCUGGGUGGCGCUAUUCACCUGCCUCACAGUUCGCGCUAUACACCUAGAGGUGGUACAUAGUUUGUCGACACAGUCGUGUGUGAUGGCAAUUCGACGUUUUGUGGCUCGUCGUGGUUCCCCAGAGUCAUUCUACAGCGACAAUGGUACAAAUUUUGUGGGGGCAGGAAACCUACUGGUGAAACAGAUCCAAGAUAUACAGAAUGAUUGCGCCUCGGCGUUCACCAACUCUAAAACCAGGUGGUACUUCAACCCACCGGCUGCGCCUCACAUGGAGGUUCGUGGGAGCGUAUGGUACGCUCCGUGA